Gasterosteus aculeatus aculeatus (three-spined stickleback) is the source of this 3546-nucleotide messenger RNA. Lineage: Eukaryota; Metazoa; Chordata; Actinopteri; Perciformes; Gasterosteidae. The record is from RefSeq and is a predicted model, not a curated record.
CCCGAGCGAGUCACGUGCUGCAUCACGACAAUAAUACGGAAGUCUGGGUUAAACGAUUUAAGGGACGAGCAGUGUUUUUUUUCUUUACGGGCUAAAAAGAUGAGACAUUUUGCCGUCGUUUUGUUGUUUCUUUGUCGCUGUUGCGCAGCAGGACAAAACGAGCCGAUUCAGACAUUUGUGAUACCUCACAGUCACAUGGAUGUCGGCUGGGUGUACACUGUUCAGGAGAGCAUGCACGCGUAUGCAGCCAACGUGUACACCAGUGUGACCGAGGAGCUGUCAAAGGCCGCAGACCGCAGGUUCAUCGCCGUGGAGCAGGAGUUCUUUCGACUGUGGUGGGAUACUGUGGCCACGAGCUCCCAUAAGAAACAAGUACGCCAGCACGUGAAAGAGGGUCGGCUUGAGUUCAUCAUCGGGGGCCAAGUGAUGCACGACGAGGCUGUGACCGAUCUGGACGACGACAUACUGCAAAUGACAGAGGGACACGGUUUCCUCUACGAGACGUUCGGGGUGCGCCCUCAGUUCUCCUGGCACGUGGAUCCAUUCGGAGCCUCUGCGACCACGCCGGUCCUCUUCGCCCUGGCCGGGUUCAACGCCCACCUGGUCUCCCGCAUCGACUACGACCGCAAAGACGCCAUGCAGAGGAACAAGAAACUUCAGUUUGUAUGGAGAGGUUCUCCCACUCUGAAAGAGAAGCAGCAGAUCUUCACUCACACGUUGGACCAGUUCAGCUACUGCACCCCAUCUCAUCUGCCGUUCUCCAACAGCUCCGGUUUCUACUGGAAUGGAGUCGCCUUGUUCCCCGAUCCCCCUAAAGACGGAGUUUACCCCAACAUGAGCCUGCCCGUCACCGAGGAGACGGUGCAAGCGUACGCCAAGACGAUGGUGGAGAACAUCAAGCUGAGGGCGGCUUGGUUCAGGACGAACCAUGUGCUUUGGCCAUGGGGCUGCGACAAACAGUUCUACAACUCAUCCGUCCAGUUCAACAACAUGGAUCCUCUGAUGAAGUACAUCAACCAGAACAGCAAAGAUUUGGGCGUGACGGUCCAGUACGCCACUCUCAGCGAAUACUUCCAGGCCAUCUACCAAUCGGAUGUAGUCUGGGAGCCUCGUGGGAGCGAAGAUUUUUUACCAUAUUCCACUGAGCCGCACCAGGCGUGGACGGGGUUCUACGCCUCCAGAAAUGUUCUGAAAGGAGUGGCCCGCCAGGCCAGCUCGCGGCUGCACGCAGCCGAGUCGCUCUUUGCCCGGUACCGAGUCGGCUUCCCCGACGGACCCGUCCCGAGAGACUGGGCGUUGGAGAGGCUGAGGGCGCUUCGCUGGGCCGUCUCAGAGGUCCAGCACCAUGACGGCAUCACCGGCACCGAGUCUCCCAAGGUGGCCGACAUGUACCUGCAGCACCUCUCGCAGGCCGCGGCUGGAGUGGACGAGCUUCUGGCUGCGCUCGCGCUGCUGCCCCACAGCCCCGAAAAAACAGCCAGCGUUCCCGGCACCCGGCGCCGCGGAGAAGGUGUACACAUUUUGCCGGAGGACUGCGGCAUGCUCAUGACAAGCGUUCGCCAGCCGCUGGAGCGGCACGUCGUCAUUUACAACCCGUUAGCGUGGAACGCCACCGCCGUGGUCAACGUCACAGUAUCCUUCCCCACCGCAGCCGUCUUCGAUAAUGAGGGGAAACCAGUGCGGGCGCAGAUCCAGAGGUCGGCACGGUCCAAUGUGACCUACGACCUCUUCAUCGUGGCGGAACUCGGAGGCCUUCAGCAUAGGCGAUACCUGAUCAGGUUCUCCGAGGAGAAAUGCUCCGGGGGGGAGUGUGACUGGACUUAUGAGGCCGAAAGGGUUACGUUCGAGAGACGCAACAUCCGGGACGGGAGGAAAACCGGGAGGAGGCUCCUGCCUGUGAUGAACGGCUGCUACGAGCUGAUGUUUGACCAGGACACAAACCUACUGCACAGCAUCACUCAUCUUCAAGAAAAGCGGAGAGUGAGGAUGACUCAGGAUUUCUGGCAGUACGACGCAAAUGGAGACAUAAAAUCGGGGCCCAUCUCGGACAACUACAUCUUCAGCGCCAACGGCUCAGCUGUGCGGGCGUACGAGGCCGUGGAGAUGGAGAUCGUCCCCGGGAGGAUCGUGACCGAGAUCAGGCAGCGCUUCUAUCGAGAGGAAGGGGACAAGGACUACACCUACUCCAUCACCACCCGGGUCCCAGAAUGCUUCGGGAGGCGGCGGCCGUGUCACAGGCUGGAGCAGACCUGUUCGCUGGGGCCCCUCCAUCUCAACACGGAGGUGGUGCUCAGGACCAGCUCCUGCCUGAGGACCAACCGGACCCUGUACACGGAUGACAAUGGCUAUCAGAUGAUGAAGAGGACACACAGGAAGUUCACUAAUAACACUUUGGCAAGGAACUACUUCCCCAUGGUGCGGGCCGCCUAUAUCCAGGACGACGUCAGCAGACUGGCGCUGGUCAGCGACAGAGCCCACGGCGUCUCCAGCCAAGCCGACGGACAACUCGAGGUCAUGCUGCACCGCCGCCUUCGGAACAACCUGCCCUGGAACCUCGGCUACAACCUGACGCUCGACGACAGCUCGGUGGCGACGCCCACCCUGUGGAUGACGCUGGGCUCCAUCGGGGUCGCCUCCCAGCUCGGCCAGAGGGACGCCGUAGAGCUGCAGCACAGGCCCGUCGUCCUUCCCAUUGACCCGCCCGAGCGCUCCUGGCAGGAGGAGGAAGCCAGAGGAGGGGCUCCUCCGGUGCGUUCGGUGGUCCUGCCGCCCAACCUCCACCUGCUCAGCCUCAGUAUCCCCGGAUGGAACUACAGCUCCGACCAUGAUGUUCACCUCAGACACGUAAACUCAGGUGAGGAUUUGCACCCGGAGCCGGACUACGAUCGGGUCCUGCUGAGGAUCAUGCACCUCUUUGAGGAGGGAGAAGACCCUGAGCUUUCCAAGCCAGUCGCCAUAAACCUGAAGCAUGUUCUGCAGGGCAUAGGGGAAGUCAAAAAGCUGGAGGAGCGUUCUCUUACAGGAACCUGGGACAUCAGCCGUCUGCAGAGGUGGAAGUGGAAGACGGCGGAUGACUUAAAAACAAACAACAACAGCUGUCGCAGUGGCGGAGAGGAGCCGUUCACUGUGACCAUCUGCGCCAAAGAGAUCAGGACUUUCUUCGUCCACUUUGCCUCCGGGAACUUUUAGGCGGAAACCGUCUUCUGUGAAGACGGUUAAUCGUUAAUUAUUACAUGUGUGAUCUUUUGGCUACAAUGUUAAUUAAUACUGAUACUUUCUGCACGUUGUUGCAAGGCACUGAUGCAUAGAUCAGGUGUGCACGUUGUCUGCUUUAGACUGAAUGAAGUGAUCCUUUUUUCAUAUUUGUUCACAAAUGUAUGACUUUACUGACCAACCAACAACGCGGGAAAGUCUGACAUUGGAGAUUUUCAUUAAAUUGUAGAUGACAAAUGUUAUUCUUGGUCUGCAAAGGAAUAAAUACUACACAGAAUCAACUGUCUAUAAUUUUCCAGGACAUAUUUUCAACCGAAUAAAUAAUACAAAACA